Molecule: messenger RNA, 3463 nt
Organism: Silurus meridionalis
Lineage: Eukaryota; Metazoa; Chordata; Actinopteri; Siluriformes; Siluridae
Gene: smurf2
Product: SMAD specific E3 ubiquitin protein ligase 2
Exons: 20
Coding region: 493-2787 (764 amino acids)
Biological process (GO): ubiquitin-dependent protein catabolic process; negative regulation of BMP signaling pathway
Molecular function (GO): protein binding; ubiquitin protein ligase activity
Source: RefSeq, a predicted model, not a curated record
ACACACAGAAGAAAGGAGGGGACUGCUGACGUCACGGCUGAGCUGAACAUCUGCCAGCUAAGAGGACGAGCUCGUUCUCCGAGCAGCGCAACUUUCCACACGCGCACUCUUCUGCAGUGCGGAAAAUACCGAGCGCAGCGUGCAACCUCUAUAGUCCAGAAAGAGAAGCGCAUCAUCCUCCCGCUCCCUCCUUCCGUUAGCGCUCCAGCCUGGUUUCAGCACCGCGGGAUGCACCCGGGAAGCCGCGCCUGCUGAGGAAAUUCGCAUUCGGGAAAUCGCGACUAUGGACUCGGCAGAUCUGCGCACAUCCGGGCCACUGCGUCGGGACUCCAUUAUUGUGAAUUAACUCUGAAAGUAACUGGCUAGCACACUAGCAUAGCAUAACGUAGCCGGAGCGACGAGGGGAAAAAUAAUCUGACAGUGUAUUAUCUAUAAUUAAAAACAAAAAAUUUAACGCGGAAAUUCUGCUCUCAAAGUGGAAAGUUAAAGGAGAUGUCGAAUCAAGGGGGAAGGAGAAAUGGACCCGUGAAGCUGCGAUUAACAGUGCUCUGUGCGAAGAAUCUAGCGAAGAAAGACUUCUUUCGCCUGCCUGACCCUUUUGCCAAAGUGGUGGUGGAUGGUUCAGGGCAGUGUCACUCCACAGACACUGUGAGAAACACUCUUGACCCCAAAUGGAACCAACACUAUGACUUAUACAUCGGGAAGUUGGACUCCAUCACUAUUAGCGUGUGGAACCAUAAGAAAAUUCACAAAAAGCAGGGCGCUGGCUUUCUGGGCUGUGUACGGCUCCUCUCCAACUCUAUCAACCGUCUCAAAGAUACAGGCUAUCAGAGAUUGGAUCUAAACAAGCUGGGACCCAAUGACAGUGAUACAGUGAGGGGUCAGAUAGUAGUGAGUCUUCAAUCUCGAGACAGGAUUGGCACUGGUGGGCCUGUGGUGGACUGCAGCCGACUUUUUGACAAUGAUCUACCUGAUGGCUGGGAGGAAAGGAGAACAGCAUCUGGUCGAAUUCAGUACCUGAACCAUAUCACACGCAGCACGCAGUGGGAGAGACCAACCAGGCCGGCGUCAGAAUACUCAAGUCCCGGUCGUCCUCUUAGUUGUUUGGUCGAUGAAAACACACCCAUUAUGACACCCAAUGGGGCAGCGGUUGCUCAGGCAGGCGAGCUGCGAGUGCAGGAGCGGCGUGUGCGGUCACAGCGGCAUCGAAAUUACAUGAGCCGUACUCACCUGCACACACCACCAGAUCUUCCAGAGGGCUACGAGCAGCGGACCACACAGCAGGGCCAGGUGUACUUCCUGCACACUCAGACGGGCGUCAGCACGUGGCAUGACCCCAGAGUGCCGAGGGAUCUUAGUAAUGUGAAUUGUGAGGAGCUGGGUCCACUGCCUCCAGGUUGGGAGAUUCGGAACACAGCUACGGGCCGUGUUUACUUUGUUGACCACAACAACAGAACGACACAAUUUACGGACCCACGGCUCUCUGCCAACCUUCACCUUGUCCUCAAUCCCAGUCCUAAUGGUUCACGAAGCGCUGGUGAGACUCCAAACAGUCGUGUGGGUCAGCUGAAAGAGCAGGCCCAGUCGGUGCUGUCUCCCGGGAAUCUGCCAGAUGAUGCCGAGUGUCUUACUGUGCCCAAGUACAAAAGAGACCUGGUGCAGAAGCUGAAGAUCCUCCGGCAGGAGCUUUCCCAGCAGCAGCCACAGGCAGGGCACUGCCGCAUUGAGGUGUCCCGUGAGGAGAUUUUCGAGGAGUCAUAUAGACAGGUAAUGAAGAUGAGGCCAAAAGACCUUUGGAAAAGACUAAUGGUGAAGUUCAGAGGAGAAGAAGGACUGGAUUACGGAGGCGUAGCAAGAGAGUGGUUAUACCUUCUGUCUCAUGAGAUGUUGAACCCAUACUAUGGACUUUUCCAGUAUUCACGUGAUGACAUCUACACGCUACAGAUCAACCCAGAUUCUGCUGUUAAUCCGGAACACUUGUCCUAUUUUCACUUUGUGGGCCGCAUAAUGGGUAUGGCCGUGUUCCACGGGCACUACAUCGAUGGCGGCUUCACUCUACCCUUCUAUAAGCAGCUGCUUGGCAAACCCAUCACUCUGGAUGAUAUGGAGUCUGUGGAUCCUGAUCUCCACAAUAGUCUUGUCUGGAUCCUUGACAACGACAUCACAGGGGUUUUAGACCACACAUUCUGUGUUGAACACAAUGCAUAUGGCGAGAUCAUUCAGCAUGAGCUGAAACCCAAUGGCAAGAGCAUUGCGGUCACUCAGGACACCAAGAAGGAAUACGUCAGGCUUUAUGUGAACUGGCGCUUCCUGAGAGGCAUCGAGGCUCAGUUUUUAGCCCUGCAAAAAGGCUUUAAUGAGGUCAUACCGCAACAUCUGCUCAAAGCCUUCGACGAAAAAGAGCUAGAGCUUAUCGUCUGUGGCCUGGGUAAGAUUGAUGUUAAUGACUGGAAGUCCAACACACGGUUGAAGCACUGCACCCCUGACAGCAACAUUGUGAAGUGGUUCUGGCGUGCUGUUGAGUCAUUUGAUGAGGAGCGCAGAGCUCGACUAUUGCAGUUUGUCACGGGUUCAUCUAGAGUCCCACUGCAGGGUUUCAAAGCCCUACAAGGAGCUGCCGGUCCACGCUUGUUCACCAUCCAUCAGAUUGAUGCCAACACCGAUAACCUGCCUAAAGCUCACACAUGCUUUAACCGCAUUGACAUUCCUCCAUAUGAGCACUAUGACAAGCUCUAUGACAAACUCCUGACAGCCAUAGAGGAGACCUGCGGCUUUGCUGUCGAGUGAAUCCUGCCACUAGAGGGCAUGCGACAUGAGGAAGCAGUUUUUUUGGAAGGAGUAAACCAGUCACUCUACACCGCUAGGGUGUGGCGUCUGGAUCUCUAGCACUGCCCCUGUUAUCAGAAGAAGGGACAGAAUUUAGGAAUAGGUUAUUGAGGAUGGACCAUUUUGGUUUCUCUGCUUCCUUGUAUAUUUUAUUUUUUUCAUUCUUAUUGAAGAAUGGACUUCAUGUUUCAGCUGCUAGUAACUCUUUGACUUUAUACCUUUUUUGGAACAUGCGAAAAUGUUGGCUUUUCCUCUUUUGUCUUUUUUUUUAAAGCAUUAAAGGGGAAAAAAGACAGUAUUUCAUGUAGCGUCUGUACCAACUGACUGAGGAAAAAAGAGACACCGUUGAGAUACCAGCAGAACAUUGCUGCAUAAGCAUACAGAGUAGCACUACAAAUAGAAAUAUGCCAGUGGCAGCUACAUCUGUAGUGCAAGGUUUUGUGAGCAAAUAUCUUUUUGUAAAGCAAACAUUUGUGGGCCCUAUGAUGAAGGCAGUCAAAAGAUGUGUCAUACUGGCCACUUUUAAAGCUCCCACACACUAUUUCACUAUCCUGUGUUCCAUUCCCUAAUAAAUCUCACCAGUAGUCUGAUGUAGAAGUGUCUUUAAUAGAACAAAUAAAUGAUCUGAUUAGGUCGA